AUGAAGAUGUCUAGAGGCGCAAGCUUUAGGAGUUGCUCUUUGCGAUGGGUGGUUGUCUUCAUCUUGUUAGUGGGUGUGAGAUCUCAGCUCACAACAGAUUUCUACUCCACCAGUUGUCCUGGUCUGCUCAGCGUAGUGAGGAAGGAAGUUCAAAAUGCUAUCAAGGCUGAAACAAGGAUGGCUGCUUCCUUGCUCCGGCUUCACUUCCAUGAUUGCUUUGUCAAUGGAUGUGAUGGAUCGGUUCUCCUGGAUGGAAGUGGCGGCGAGAAGUUUGCUUUCCCCAACCUUAACUCUGCUCGGGGAUUCGAAGUCGUGGACGCCAUCAAAACUGCUGUGGAGAGUUCGUGCAGCGGAGUUGUAUCGUGCACUGACAUCUUAGCCAUAGCCGCCAGAGAUUCUGUGCUCCUGAGCGGGGGGCCGACAUGGAAAGUUCUACUGGGAAGAAGGGACGGAUUAGUGGCGAAUCAGACUGGUGCAAACAAUGGCCUUCCUUCUCCUUUCGGUAGUUUAGACACUAUCAUCUCCAAGUUUGCCGCCGUUGGCCUUAGUGUCACAGAUGUGGUGGCUUUAUCAGGUGGUCACACAAUUGGAUUAGCAAGGUGCGCCACCUUCAGCAACAGAUUGUUCAACUUUUCGGUGACUACAGGCUCAGACCCCACACUCGAAGCAACUAUGACAUUGGACCUGCAAAGCCUAUGCCCUGUGAAUGGCGACGGAAACAAGACAACUGCCCUAGACCGCAACUCCACCGAUCUAUUCGACAACCAUUACUUCAAGAAUCUGCUUGUAAACAAGGGCCUUCUCAGUUCGGAUCAGGUUCUCUUUUCUGGUGACAACAGCACAGCCAGUCCUACUACGAAAAGCCUAGCACAAUCCUAUGUCAGCAACUCCAGCCUUUUCUUCACCGAUUUUGCCAACUCAAUGAUCAAGAUGGGAAACAUCAGUCCACUCACAGGUUCUAACGGCGAGAUUCGGAAGAACUGUAGAGUGGUUAACUCUUCAUGAGCUGCAAAAUGUAAUAACAACU
Syzygium oleosum is the source of this 1027-nucleotide messenger RNA. RefSeq names its product peroxidase N-like. Gene Ontology annotation, biological process: hydrogen peroxide catabolic process; response to oxidative stress. The coding region runs from base 1 to 1005 and encodes 334 amino acids. The record is from RefSeq and is a predicted model, not a curated record. The transcript is spliced from 4 exons. NCBI's taxonomy places the organism in Eukaryota, Viridiplantae, Streptophyta, Magnoliopsida, Myrtales, Myrtaceae. Gene Ontology annotation, molecular function: peroxidase activity; heme binding.